Molecule: messenger RNA, 6006 nt
Organism: Aspergillus calidoustus
Lineage: Eukaryota; Fungi; Ascomycota; Eurotiomycetes; Eurotiales; Aspergillaceae
Source: the annotation of a GenBank genome assembly
AUGGCGGCUGCUACGAUAGAAUUGCCUUAUCUUUCGUCGCAUUACGCUAUUGCUGAGUCGACCCUGAAAACGCUCACUGAAGCUCCCACGGUCGAACUUGUCAAUCAGUUGCUAGAGGCUAUCACCAAGAAGGCGCGAGAAUUCGAUGAAUUAAGGUCAGACAAGCUUCGACUCGAAGUUGAGCUUGAAAAUGCUGUCCGCAGCAACGAGUCCAAGAUCAAAGUGUUGAAGGGCUCGGUUGAGAAGGCCCGCGCAGAGCUUGAGGAAACACGGAAGAAGCUUCAGGAGUCAGAAAAUGUCCGAUCUAGCCUCGAAUCUGAAAUUGCUACGCUCAAAUCCUCCUCUACCUCCAAUGAAUCCGAAGUCAGCACCCUCAAGUCUCGCAUAACCUCUCUUGAAGCUUCGAAUCGCGACACACUAGCUCUUUUGGAAUCGAAGUCGGCGGCGUACGACAAGCUCGCCGAAGAGCUUUCAACACAACACAAGAAGACGAUCGAACUACGACGCGAGCUUUCAACCGCAGAACAGAGCCUUCAGGCCGCGAACUCCGCUUCGGCCAGUGCCAAGUUCCGCGAACAGAGCCUCCAGCAGGACCUGGAAUUGACAAAGAAGAACAACGAGUGGUUUGAGACGGAACUGAAGACAAAGUCCGCUGAGCACCUCAAAUUCCGCAAGGAAAAGAGUGCUCGGAUCGCGGAGCUCCAACGAGAGAAUGAGGAGGCUAUUGCAAACAUCGAGUCUCUUAGGCGUAGCGAGAAUGCCCUCAAGAGCCGGCUUGACGAAGUUGAACAGCGCUACGAGGAAUCGCUCUCCAGCAUCCAGCAACUCAAGGAAGAAGCGAUUCAAGCGGCCGAGUCGUUUAGGAUUGAGCUGGAUAGCGCAAACCGUCUUGCUGAACUACAGGGCAACUCCGCGGAAACCGCCAAGAAACGCGUACAAGAAUGCCAGCUGGCUCUGGAGAAAGUACGAGAUGACGCAGCGGAGGAGAUUUCACGCCUGCGUGUCGAGGUUGAGACGGAACACAGCGACAAGGAGGCCGCUGAGCGUCGUGUUGCUGAGCUCGAACUUACCAUCAAUCAACUUGAGACGGAAGGUAUCGCUGGAAGAAGAUCUAUGAGCCCAGCACGUGGAUUGAACGGCACCCCAAGCACCCCCGUUCGAGCUAGUACCCCUCUUGGCGCGUUUUCACCCAGAGCAUCUCGAUCCAAGGGCGGGUUGACUCUCACGCAAAUGUAUUCAGAGUACGACAAAAUGCGGACAAUGCUUGUUGCCGAACAGAAAACAAACCAGGAGCUCCGGUCAACGCUUGAUGAAAUGGUCCAAGACCUCGAAGCCAGCAAGCCAGAGAUCGAUGAACUCCGUGCUGACCACUCCAGGUUGGAAAUUGCUGUCGUUGAGAUGUCGAAUAUUUUGGAGACAGCUGGCAAAGAGCGAGAUGACGCAACGAAAGAGGCACGCAAAUGGCAAGGCCAGGUGGAGGGAUUGGCACGUGAGGGUGAUAUUCUGCGUCAGCAGCUGAGAGACCUCAGUUCCCAAGUCAAGGUUCUGGUGCUGGAGGCAGCUCUCUUGAAGGAAGGUGGGGUGGAGUACGAUAGAGAGGAACUUGAAAAGAUUGCUCGCAAGGAAAUUGAGGAUUCUUCUGCCGACCUUACCCCCACAGGUCGCUUCAUCAGCCACAACCUGAUGACAUUCAAGGAUCUGCACGAGCUUCAGGAGCAGAAUGUCACGCUUCGUCGCAUGCUUAGAGAGCUAGGGGACAAGAUGGAAGGUGCCGAAGCGCGAGAGAAGGAUGCUGCCCGACAGCAAGAACAGGAGGAGCUGAAGGAGCUCCGGAUCCGGGUGCAGACAUACCGGGAUGAAAUUGCGAACCUCGUCGCUCAGACCAAGAGCUACGUCAAAGAACGCGACACUUUCCGCAGCAUGCUGACUCGCCGCCGUCAGACCGUCGGAGGGGACGCUGUGUUCUCGCAGUCUCUUCCGUUGGGCGCCGCUCCUGUUGCCUCAGAAGAGGCAAAAGGCGUGCCUGAUUACGCGGAAUUGCUGCGGAAGGUCCAGGCGCACUUUGACAGCUUCAGAGAGGAGACGGCCACCGAUCAUGCCGCUCUGAAACAGCAAGUCAAUGAGCUUUCCCGCAAGAACAGCGAAUUGUUGAGUGAAGUCAGCCGUUCCAACAGUCAACUCAUUGCCGCCACUCAGCGAGCAGAAAUUCUGCAGAGCAACUCGACCAUGAUUAAGAAUGAAAACUCCGAACUCCAGAAACGCUACGCCACACUUUUGGAAAAUGCAAACCGACAAGACCUCAAGACACAGCAAGCCGCAGAGGAUCUAGUCGAAACCAAGGGUCUCGUCGAUAGCCUUCAGCGCGAAAGCGCCAACCUCAAGGCAGAGAAGACACUCUGGAAGAACAUCGAAAAGCGACUGAUCGAGGACAAUGAAACCUUGAGGAAUGAACGAAGCCGUCUCGACUCCCUCAACGCAAACCUGCAGAACAUCCUCAAUGAGCGAGAACACGCUGACAACGAGAGCCGGAGACGCCUGCAGCUCAAUGUUGAAUCUCUUGAGUCAGAGUUACAAACUACGAAACGCAAGCUGAACGACGAAAUCGAAGAAUCGAAGAAGGCCUCUUUGCGACGAGAGUACGAACAUGAGCAAAACCAGAAGCGCAUUGACGACUUGGUGACGAGCUUGAGUUCGGUGAAGGAAGAAUUGGUUGCCACCAAGACGACCAGAGAUCACUUGCAAUCUCGUGUUGACGAACUUACUGUCGAGCUUCGUAGCGCCGAGGAGCGUCUUCAAGUUCUUCAAUCGCGACCCAGUGUCUCUGCCGCCCCCGCUGACGCAAAUGCUGUUUCGACCGAAGGAUCGCAGGAGAAUGGUUUGACACAAGAGCAGGAAUUGAGUAUUCAGGUGUCGGAGCUGAAACGCGACCUCGACCUAGCCAAGAGCGAACUGGAGCAUGCCAAGGAGCAAGUCGAAGACUACAAGGCUAUUAGCCAAGCUACCGAGGAGCGACUGCAGUCGGUUACCGAGACCAACGACCAAUAUCGGGAAGAGACCGAGCGCCUCAUCGAGGAGAAGGACAACAAGAUUCAAGAUCUUGAGAAACGAAUCGAAGAGAUCUCGUCUGAGCUUUCCACGACAAACAAUGAACUCAGUAAGCUUCGGGAUGAUCAAGGCGAAGCAACGCGACACUUGGAAGAGCAAAAGACGGCAUUGGAGGCUGAGAUUACGAGGUUGACGGAGGAGAACGAGCGUCAGAUUGCCGCUGCUCAGUAUCACCAGGAGGAUUUGAAGGCGCAGGCAGAAAUUGCGCAACACGCACAGCAAAACUACGAGAACGAACUGGUCAAGCACGCCGAAGCAGCGAAGAAUUUGCAGUUGGUUCGUGCCGAAGCAAAUCAGCUGAAGCUGGAAGCUGUUGAACUGCGUACUCAGGCCGAUACGUAUAAGAAAGACCUUGCUCAGAAGGAGGAAAGCUGGAACGAGCGCAAGGACCGCUACGAGAGUGAGCUCUUGGAGCUGCAGAAACGCCGAGAGGAAGUCCUCAACCAAAACAACCUGCUUCACACACAGGUUGAGAACAUUACGAAACAAAUCUCGGCCCUGCAACGCGACCGUGCCAAUAUCGCUGAAAACGAGCAGGAAGACGGCGAGGCCACGGCACCAAAUCUGGAGGGUCUCCAAGAAGUUAUCAUCUUUUUGCGUCGUGAAAAGGAGAUUGUUGACGUGCAGUACCACUUAUCUACUCAGGAAGGCAAGCGUCUACGUCAACAACUUGAGUACACCCAGUCUCAGCUCGACGAGGCACGCCUGAAACUCGAGCAGCAACGACGUGCUGCUGCUGAUAGUGAGCACACGGCUCUGAGCCACAACAAGCUCAUGGAAACGCUGAACGAGCUCAACCUCUUCCGUGAGAGCAGUGUUACCUUGCGCAGUCAAGUCAAGCAAGCCGAGACCACUCUUGCCGAGAAGUCAGCUCGUGUCGACGAAUUGACGCAACAGAUCGAACCUCUUGAGACCCGUAUCCGGGAACUUGAGAAUGUCGUUGAGACGAAGGACGGAGAGAUGAAGCUAUUGCAAGCCGACAGGGAUCGAUGGCAGCAACGAACGCAAAACAUUCUGCAAAAGUAUGACCGUGUCGACCCGGCCGAAAUGGAAGGACUGAAGGAGAAGCUUGAGACGCUUGAGAAGGAACGAGAUGAAGCGGUUGCCGCUCGUGACGCUCUCCAAGCAGAGAAAGAUUCGUUUCCCGAACAGCUGAAGGCCGCCAAGGAUAGAACAGAUGAGCUGCGCGCGACGCUCACCGAACAAUUCAAAGAACGCAACAGGCUCCUCCUCGGUCGCAUCCAGGCUAAGCAGACGGAGUUGGAGGCUGUAUUGCAGGAGAAGGAAGUUAUUCAGGAGGAGCUCAAGACCACCAAAGAGGAGCUCGGCGAGCUUAAGACCAAGAUUGCCGAGAAGCCUCCUACAGCGGUAGUCCAAGACACAGCUCCCGUCAACUCAACACCAGCAUCUCAAUUCCCUGUUCCGACCACCCAGGUCUCCGCCCAGACUGACGACGAAAGAGUCAAGGCUCUGGAGGAGAAGGUUCAGCGUCUUGAAGCUGCUCUUGCAGAAAAGGACGCGGCAUUGGCUGCCAAGGAUGCUGAACUUGAACAGAAGAUAAAGGAACGGGUCGACAGGAUGAAGGAGAUUUUCAACACCAAGAUGGCGGAGGUCAAAGCCGGACAUCGACAGGAGGUGGAACGAUUGACAGCCGGCAAGCAAGGAGAGCAAGCGGCACCCCAAGGAGAAAAUGCGGCGGCUCCAGUUGCUCAACCUAACGAACAGCCUCCCUCUACACCUAGCCAGACGCAGGGUGGCCUCCUCGAGCUCACCGAGCAGCAAGCCAGAGAACUUGUGGUGAAGAACGAGACCAUCCGGACCAUCGUUCGCAACAACAUCAGAUCACAAGUUACGAAGGAGAAAGCGGCUGCGGAGCAAAAAUUCAACGAGGAGCGAGAGGCGCUGAAGAAGGCCAACGACGAGGCAACGCAGGAGAAGGUCAAGGCUGCUGAAGAGCUCACUGGAAAGAAGUUUGCGGCCAGAAACAGCAUGCUUGAGUCAAGGUAUCGCAACGCUCAGGCCAAGCUCGAUGUGGUCCAAAAAGCGGCCACUGAAACACCCGAGAAGCCCGUGGGCGAAGUAUGGGAGAUUGCAAAGACCGCAAAAGCCCCGCCAGUGCAACCACAGACACCAAAGCCUGCUCAGGCCCCAACUCCUAAUCAAGCUGCAUCUCCCGCUCCCCAGGUCACGCAGCCGACGCCUACGCCAGCACCGGCUUCUGCACCUGCGGAUCAGCAACAUGCACCCGCCUCGACCGCAACCCCAGAGGCUGUUUCUGAGGUAGCGGCUACUCCGGCUGCUCAAGCCGAACCCCAGACGAAUGCGCAAGCAGACCAGCAGGCGCCACAAGCGCAAGCAGCUUCUGCUGCUCCAGCAGCAAGCGCGGCUCAGAAUCCAUUCGGACAGAGUCAGAAUAAACAGCCCCUGCAAGUCGAACAAGCUCAACCGGGUCAACAGCCCUCAGCCCUGCCGAACAAACCACCACCGGGAGCUCAUACCGCAGGCGGCAACGUAAUGCGGGCUCUGCAGUCUGGACUUCCGAUUGCUAGAGGCGGACGAGGCGGUGGCCGUGGGAGUGGCCAGCAGCAGCCUCAGGUGCAAGGCCAACAGCAGCAGCAACAACAGGGACAGGCCCAGCGUGGGUCUGGCCUUCCUCGGGGCGGCCGCGGCGGACGAGGAGGCCAUCAGGGUCGAGGCGGCCACCAGAAUGCACAACAGGCAGGACAGGGACAACCCCAAGGACAAGCUAGUCCCGGACGAGGUGCACUGAAUGCCGGUGCACGCCAGUUUGUGCCUCAAGGAAACAAGAGAGCUCGGGAAGACGGAGCAGAUGGCGGAAGUGAAGGAGGCGCCGGGGGCAAGAGGCCCAGGGGCGGUGGGCAUACUAGGGGGGGAGCUUAG